Trichoplax adhaerens is the source of this 924-nucleotide messenger RNA. RefSeq lists its product as uncharacterized. Lineage: Eukaryota; Metazoa; Placozoa; Uniplacotomia; Trichoplacea; Trichoplacidae. The record is from RefSeq and is a predicted model, not a curated record. The transcript is spliced from 7 exons. The annotation marks the transcript as partial. Gene Ontology annotation, molecular function: protein binding; GTPase activator activity.
GAUGACGGCUAUACCUUUACUAUUGUAUCUUCUAAUGAACAAUCAUGGCAGUUUGAAGUGAAAAACUUAACGGAGAGAGACGAAUGGAUUACUGGUAUUCAGGAACAAAUUAUGCAAUCCUUACAGAGUGCUCCCAGUCGCAAGAACACGUUGGAUGAUGUAAAUAGCGAAAUCGCGAUAGUUCGAACAUUGAGAAAAGUUAAUGGAAAUUUCAAAUGUGUCGAUUGUAGAUCUGAAAAUCCAGAUUGGGCUUCUUUAAAUUUAGGAACCUUAAUGUGUAUCGAAUGUUCAGGUCUACAUCGUAAUUUAGGAGCUCAUAUUUCAAGAGUUAGAUCGUUGACUUUAGAUUCUUGGCCGGCUAUUAAUCUAUCCGUAAUGAGUGCCAUUGGCAAUCAUACGGCCAAUAAAGUCUGGGAAGCAAAUUUUCACAAUCAUACCAAAAUAGAUUCAAAAUCUUCUAGAGAAGAUAAGGAAAAAUUUAUCCGCGCAAAAUAUGAACAGAAAUUAUUCUUGGCACCACUGCCGGACAGCAAAACUAGUCUCUCGACACAGCUGAUUAAGGCAGUUCUUAAAAAUGAUUUACAACACUUUCUUCGCGUCCUGGCUUAUUGUACACCGGACGAUAUUAAUAAGAAAUAUAAGCUUAAUGAUAGUAGGACUGCUCUUCACUUCAGCUGCGCUGUCGCCAAUCCGGUGAUGGCUCAACUACUGAUAUGGAAUAAUAUCGAUACUACAUUGCAAGACAGUCAUGGUUAUACCGCUAAUGAUUAUGCUCGUGCUGCAAAUUCUGACGAAUGCAUUGAAGUUCUAGUCAGUAACGAUUCAUCACAAGAAACAUCUACUGCUAAGACGUUAUAUCUUACUAAAGAAUUAUUUGUCACAAGUAAUAAGGAAAGAGAUCGAAAUCAUAGCAGUAUAGUUUAA